AUGGGAAAAAGCGGUUCGCAAAGGGUCUGCGUGCUGUGCCAAAACCGAGCCUCAGUAACGGACGACCAGACGGAUGAUGCAUUCGAGCGCAUCACGUACCACAAGUUUCCGGCCAACCAGCAACGUCUUGACCAGUGGCUCGAACUGUGCGGCCUUCCGAAAGGUAGCAUCCCGCCGCUAUCGUAUAAAUUCGUUUGCAGCACUCACUUCGAACCGGAAUGCUUUGAGCGUGAUCUGCGAGCGGAAUUGCUGUACGGGACGAAGCGGAUGACGCUGAGAAAGGACGCACUGCCGACGAUUCGCUACCCAAAGGAGCAGCAGUUAAAGCGAAAGCUGACGACUGCUGAUGAGUCGAGCGAUGAGGAUGAGAUUCAAAAGCGUAAGGUGGAAGUUGAUAAGCUGCUGAACGGCGAAACACCCGUGACUGAGACGAUUGUGAAUCCUUUUCGAAAGCGUACCGUUGAGAAUUCGGCAUCCCCACCGUCCGAGGUAAAAUCGUACCUGACUCAAUCGGAAAUGGUACAACGGAUUAAAGAUUUGGAGCAAGAAACGACAGACCAGCGAAUACAAAUUACGCAUUUGCAACGGACCAUCAAUGUGAAGACGGAGAAGAUUAAUUUGGCCAAAGCGGAAAUGGUAAAUGCCGCCAUUUCGCUGCAAGAGUUGAAAGAUCACGAAAAUCGUCAUGUUAAAGAUCGUGUUACGGAAAUCUUAUCCGAUCGGUUUGGAGAAGGACAGCUCGCAACAAUUAUGGCUGGUCCGGUAGAUGGGUCGGAAGCAACUUUACUGCAAGUGCUUUGGACUGAAACGGAACUAGUGCAAGCGCUUAAGCUACGAUGCAUCAGCAAAGAAGCGUACGAAUUCGUACGUCAACAGAUGCGCUAUCCACUGCCGGAAGUUACGAAAAUUGAAAGAUGGAUUCAUGGCGUCUAUCUAGAAACGGGUCACAAUGCAACAGCGCUCAGUAUCUUGCAAAUCUACGCAUCAACUCUAAAAGACGUCGAACGCAUCUGCACACUGAAUAUACUUCACAUCAACACACCCGUCCGCUACCACUACGAUAGCAAACGUGAUCAAAUGUUAGGACCGAAUGCUCAACUAAGUUACCUUACCGUGCAAGGUUUGUUCUCGGCGUGGCAACAAAUCGUUCAGAUCGAUAUUGAUCUAAACGUUAGCAGAGAAAUGAUGGAAAAAAUGCUCACCGAUCUACAUCACAUCGGCUACAAGGUGGUUGCCAUAACGACGGACUGUGAUAAUGGUGUUGGUAAUAUUUGGCGCACCUUGAACGUAAGCAUAGAGCAACACUACAUCCAACAUCCGGUAACGGGCCAUUCCGUGUACGUGUACGCUUGUCCGGAACGAACGUUGGUCGCGAUUCACCGGGUACUGGUCGAGGAUGGGUUUGUAAUGCACGAAAACAAUUUGACAAUUAGCAGUGCUACCUUGAUGCCAUUCAUGUUUCGGCAGGACAUUCAAGGCGGUGAAAUCUAUCAACGAUAUCUUACCAUAGAGAUUCUCCAAGAUAUGGCGCACAGUUCGGAUCUUUCACGUGAGUUUAUAUCUUCCACCACAACGAACACGUUACGUCUGCUCUCCAGCAACGAAAGCGAAGGAAGCGAUCUUCUGUCCACGUUGACUACACUGUUCGAUCUUUUUACCGACUGGUACGAGCUAUGCACAACAACCAACUAUUCCGACGAUAGCUCAGCGCUUAAGCAGCAACAGAUCACCAAACUACCGUACGGUGUGUGCGAAGAUGAGCAAAACAUUGUGCUGGAUGGAAUGUUCGAUGUGAUGGAAACCAUCCGUUGUGCCGAUCCGAGUUAUGACUUCCUACCGCCCGCUAUUCUCAUGUCCAUCAACUCGAUGCGCAAACUGCUCGCCGAUUUAAGGGCCGCCUAUCCCGGCCAGAUCGAAGGACUACAGAUGCUCAGGAUGAGCACAAUUCCGAUGAAGGAAACGAUGCUGAAAUUUCGAGAUAUAUUUUGUCAGGAUUCAAAAGCCCCUUCAGUAAAUGACAUUCUUAUCCAUCUCUGCACGGCGGUUGCCUCUGUAGGACAGGAUUCACAUGCUACAAACAUCCUUUUAAAGAUGGGAGGAUUUUCGGGUGAAUGGUCCCUUAAAAGUCUUCGUCUGGAAGAUGAUCCACCCGACACAGAAGUAGGCGGCGUGUCCGAUCAGAAUGCUUGUGAUUUUCUUACACAUUUAGCAGUGGUUCGAUUGGGACAAAAGUACGAUUAUCUUGGCGAACGAACGAUCAGUAUCGAGCGAAAUAAUCAACAGUAUGGAAUUAAACCACCCGAUGGGGAUAUAUUUUCCUGCGUUACACCCUCCGCACUGUGGACGGAACAAGCGAAAAGGCUCGAAUCGUACCUAAGGAACGCGAUUCAAGAGAAAAAGACUGAAUUGGCUAAAGGACUGAUCGAGUUCAUUAUCGAUCGUCAUCCCCGAAUGGGACGUGAUUUAGUGGAGUUGUACGUAAGGAAACGGAUUGCCAUUAAGGUGCAAACACUUAAUUCUAAGAUAGAAGAUGGAAAUGCACAAACUUCAAUCAGCUAA
Messenger RNA from Anopheles maculipalpis, 2559 nucleotides. RefSeq lists its product as uncharacterized. Gene Ontology annotation, molecular function: sequence-specific DNA binding. The coding region runs from base 1 to 2559 and encodes 852 amino acids. NCBI's taxonomy places the organism in Eukaryota, Metazoa, Arthropoda, Insecta, Diptera, Culicidae. The record is from RefSeq and is a predicted model, not a curated record. The transcript has 2 exons.